Molecule: messenger RNA, 1351 nt
Organism: Aureobasidium uvarum
Lineage: Eukaryota; Fungi; Ascomycota; Dothideomycetes; Dothideales; Saccotheciaceae
Source: the annotation of a GenBank genome assembly
AUACGACACUGGCCACAACAUCAUGAAUCGUAUCACCACAAACGUGGACCAGAAACUAUUGCGUACCACGAAGUUUCCGCCCGAAUUCAAUCAGAAAGUCGACACAACCAAGAUCAAUAUCCCGGUCAUCAAAAAUUGUCUCAAAUACUUUGAGCAUAUGCCUGUCUUGUUGUUAUCCCAGACUGAUGGUGUUGAANGCUGGGCUGCUAGCGAACUGUCAAGAAUUCUGGGAUACGAAGAUGAUGUUGUUAUUAAUCUUCUCUUCGAUCUUCUAGAGGGUUCCAAGAACAUCCAACUUACUGGCUUUCUCGAGAAAGAUGCGGCUCUCUUCUGCAAGGAACUCUGGAAUCUUUGUUUGAGCGCACAAAAGAGCGACACCGGAAUCCCGCAGCAGCUUGUUGAGGCAAAGAAGUUGGAGCUCAUUCAAGAAAAGGAAAGAGCCAUUGAAGCAGCCCGUCAGCGCAGGGACGACGAAAGGAUCCGUGAGAGAGAUUUAGACAACAUUCGCAACCGAGACCGUGAUCGCAGAGAUCGAGGUGGACGAGGACGCGGCCGUGGUGGAGGUCGCGAAUUCGACAGUCGGGUUCUCAGAGACCACUCCAGGUCGCAAUCACCACCAUCCAGACAGGGUUAUGGCUCAGGUGACUUCCAUCGCAACAGAGCUUUACCUAGGGAGACGGAUUCGUAUGUUCCCAUAGGAGAGAACAGUGGCCGAAGAGGUGGAAGACGCCAGCGGUCCCCCUCUAUCACUCGCGGUAGUCCUGUCUCCGCAUCACCUCGCCGUACAUCACCCGUUCGCUCGCGAAGGACUGCACGGCGCAACACCUCGAGUGAGCGCAGCCGCAGCCGUUCUGCAGAGCAUCGGUAUUCCAAGCGACCCGCCGAUCUAGCACGAGGAGAACGCCGGCACCGAGAUCCGUCACCUUAUACGCGAAGACGCUCACCCCCUCCAAAGCGUAGAAGAGACUCAAGCUCUUCCCCCAAACCAAGACGCUUUCGCUCACGUACACCUUCUAGAACUCGACUUAGACACAACGACCGAGAUGGCAAGAGUAGCGUGUCUCCGCCCCUCCGCCGACGUUCCCGUUCAAUCUCUGAAGAUAGGCAGACAAAGCGUGCUAAUGUUGUCAAGGAUCGUCACACCGCUAAAACACACGGAUCCCGUCGCAGUCGCAGUGGACAACGUUCUCGAAGCCGCUCUCGGGAUGAUCGAAAGCGUGCGACAUCUCCGAACAAAGCACGUCAGAGCGACCGAUACGCAUUCGAGACUCACGAGGUCGCGCAGAACAAGAAGCACGACCAACAAGGGGAGAGUAGCGCUGGCGCAGCAGAGGAGGUGGGUAUCGAUUCU